Messenger RNA from Pseudo-nitzschia multistriata, 1089 nucleotides. The record is from the annotation of a GenBank genome assembly. NCBI's taxonomy places the organism in Eukaryota, Bacillariophyta, Bacillariophyceae, Bacillariales, Bacillariaceae.
CAAGAAAGUUCUCUGUCUUUGCAAAAACCGACACUACCGUACAGUAUGGUAUCAUCUUAUGGAUAAUAAACUACAAGGAUACGAUAAUAUGAUGACAUCGUACCCUGUUUCAAAUUCCACGUGUCUUUUUCUUCUGAGCGUUUCUGCGUCGUACGGUAUCUUGAAUGUGUUUCAGUUUGGACCGCUUGGGUGUCAAAAUUCGGUACAUGCGCUGCUGCGCUUCGACUUUCGUCCGUCGAGGAGAGAGAAAAGGGGAUCAUUCUGUAUUCUGUCCGGUUCACGCCAAAAUAGCAUCGUUUCAACAUCAAAUUUUACAUCGAGAGACGGAGAAGAAGAAGAAUCGCGUCUCAGAUUAUUGAUAACCGCUCGGCCAGGUCCAACCAGAUGUAAGUUGCUUUACCGAGUUGACACCCGGAAUUGCAUCCGAACGACACAUUUAUUCAUUGUACCUGGAACACAAAACCAAUUUUAGCAAGUCCUCACUUGUUAUAUUGUCACUUUGUAUUUAUUCAAUCUCUAUUGUUCUAUUUGAAAACCCUGGUUAUAAUUUCAUCAAUAACGUGAACACCGUGUCCCGUACGCUACUUCUUCAACACACGAUCGAUAUAUCUCUCCAUGUCCCUCCCAACAUCGACCCGUUUUCGCUCGAUAAUAUCCUUCCUCCUUCUACUGCUCCUUUCUGGUUCCCAAAGCAAUCAAUCCAAUUUGGUUGAAGCUCGAUCCGCUCGAUCUGCCGCAUCCCUCCUCUACACAUCAUCUGCAUCCAUAGCGGCCCCAACGUCGCAAACGGGCUCCACAAUACUGCCGUCUACCGUCGAGUAAGUAUUCUGAAUUCGAAUUCGAAUUCCUUAUAGUGAAGUUGAAUGGAACUGGCAACGGUCGACACACGCAUACAGACAAAUGCAAUGCAUUUCUCUCUUGUUUGAACCAAUUACCAAACUGCGCUCGACCGACUUGCGAUGCCACAAGAACAGAGCUGUCCUGUCUCAUUUGACUCACGCUCUCUUCUUCCUCACCUGAUGCAACACAAAUUCUCACGACUUGAUAAACAGAGCUCAAGGAAGUCCCGUAUCCGUCGAAACGCCUUCC